Messenger RNA from Boleophthalmus pectinirostris (great blue-spotted mudskipper), 1800 nucleotides. RefSeq names its product potassium voltage-gated channel, Shaw-related subfamily, member 1b (gene kcnc1b). Gene Ontology annotation, biological process: potassium ion transmembrane transport; protein homooligomerization. Gene Ontology annotation, cellular component: dendrite membrane; neuronal cell body membrane; axon. The record is from RefSeq and is a predicted model, not a curated record. The transcript has 4 exons. NCBI's taxonomy places the organism in Eukaryota, Metazoa, Chordata, Actinopteri, Gobiiformes, Gobiidae. Bases 13 to 1800 code for a protein of 595 amino acids. Gene Ontology annotation, molecular function: protein binding; delayed rectifier potassium channel activity.
CUAGGGGACGAGAUGGGCCUGAGCGACGACAAGGAUCGCAUUGUGAUUAACGUGGGAGGGAUCAGACAUCAGACAUACCGCAGCACCUUGCGCACCCUACCUGGCACCCGGUUGUCCUGGCUCGCCGAACCUGAUGCUCCCAAUCACUUUGACUAUGACGCCAAGAUUGAGGAGUUUUUCUUUGACCGCCACCCUGGCGUGUUUGCUCACAUCCUCAACUACUACAGGACAGGCAAACUGCACUGCCCCGCGGAUGUGUGCGGUCCACUAUAUGAGGAAGAACUGGCCUUUUGGGGCAUUGAUGAGACAGACGUGGAGCCGUGCUGCUGGAUGACCUAUAGGCAACACCGGGAAGCAGAGGAGGCCCUUGAUAGUUUCGGCGGGGGAGGACUGUUAGACCUGGCGAGUGACGACCCAGAGCCAGAGGUAGAUCAUGCUGAGGAUGAUGAUGAGAUGACAAGGAGGCUGGCGCAGGGGGACCACACGGACGCGCGCACUGGGAGCCUAUGGAGUAGGUGGCAAAAACGUGUUUGGGCUCUGUUUGAAGACCCCUACUCCUCCAAAUAUGCAAGGUGGAUUGCUCUGGCCUCGCUUUUUUUCAUCCUCGUCUCCAUCACCACCUUCUGCCUGGAGACCCACGAAGCCUUCAAUCCCAUCAUCAACCGCACAGAGUUGGACUUGGAGGACAACAUCACACGCAUCUACCAAGAGACCGAAACCGCCGCCUACCUCACCUAUAUUGAAGGCGUGUGCGUUAUUUGGUUUACCUUUGAAUUUCUCAUGCGAAUAACUUUUUGCCCCAAUAAACUAGACUUCAUAAGAAAUGCCCUAAACAUCAUCGACUUUGUGGCCAUCCUUCCUUUCUACUUGGAGGUGGGAUUAAGCGGGCUCUCGUCAAAAGCAGCUAAGGACGUGCUCGGUUUCCUUCGAGUGGUGCGUUUUGUCCGUAUUCUCCGUAUCUUCAAGCUAACGCGACACUUUGUAGGACUCCGUGUUUUGGGACAUACGCUACGAGCCAGUACCAAUGAGUUUCUGCUUCUCAUCAUCUUCUUGGCUCUCGGUGUACUAAUUUUUGCCACUAUGAUUUAUUAUGCUGAACGUAUUGGAGCCAACCCCAACGACCCAAGAGCCAGCGAACACACACACUUCAAGAACAUCCCCAUUGGAUUCUGGUGGGCUGUGGUGACCAUGACGACGCUCGGCUAUGGAGACAUGUACCCUCAGACGACUUCGGGGAUGCUGGUUGGAGCCCUGUGUGCCCUGGCUGGUGUGCUGACCAUUGCAAUGCCUGUCCCAGUGAUUGUCAACAACUUUGGAAUGUAUUACUCCCUGGCCAUGGCGAAACAGAAACUACCAAAGAAAAACAAGAGGCACAUACCACGACCACCGCAUCUCGGCUCUCCUAACUACUGCAAGACUAGCAUCAGCUCGCAACAUCCCAGCCCUGUGGUCGUCCAUGAUGAUGUUUUCGAGAUCAAAUUUCAAGACUCAAAGUUAAACGGCGAGGCAGCUAACGCAGCUCUGGCGAAUGAAGACUGUCCUCACAUAGACCAGGCCAUUUCUCCUGAAGAAAUCUUCAGCCCCAGCGAAAGAGAGCGUCCCUGUUUCCUGGUCACUACUGCAGAGCGCCCCAACCACACAGGGGGCAGAGUGCGCAGGGGUUAUGAAAAGCCUUGGAGCCUUAACAGCAUGUCUGGCAUGAGCGGGGAUGCCUCUGGAGUGUCCUCAGUGUCCGCCCUGCCCUGCAGCCCACCAUGUCUAAUGCAGCACUCACAUUCUCCCAUCCCAUCCAUUAUGUAG